Camelus dromedarius (Arabian camel) is the source of this 8621-nucleotide messenger RNA. It is a transcript of the gene ZBTB44, whose product is annotated as zinc finger and BTB domain containing 44. Lineage: Eukaryota; Metazoa; Chordata; Mammalia; Artiodactyla; Camelidae. The record is from RefSeq and is a predicted model, not a curated record. Gene Ontology annotation, biological process: regulation of transcription by RNA polymerase II. The transcript has 5 exons. Bases 1787 to 2686 code for a protein of 299 amino acids. Gene Ontology annotation, molecular function: DNA-binding transcription factor activity, RNA polymerase II-specific; protein binding; RNA polymerase II cis-regulatory region sequence-specific DNA binding.
AGGGAAGUGCUAGGUGAACUUUAGGGCGGAAGUCUGACCCAUAUCAUAGCACUAAAACCAGUUUUCCCUAAGACAUUUGCCAAAACACAAGUGGGUUUUGGUUCAUCAGCUCAAAGAGUAGAGGAAACAGAGGUCAACCAGAGCAUGUGAAAGCUGUGAAGUCUUAGAGAUGUUGCUCCACGCAUUUUAGCAGGGACCCAGAGUUCGCUGUACCACUAGAACUAAACCUGCUCCCUUCCUCCCGACACCAGAGGGCGGUAGAGACAGUUGCCUUGGCAGUUGGCUGACUAGAACGGGAAAAGGGGAAAAACAUAUCCAUGAGAAGUUGUGGCCACAGACCAGCAUCUUACAGACUUACAUCCUGGUUAUUCCUUGUGUGGGUAGGCCAAGGAAUGUCAAACAGUGAACUUGGUUUAGAUGGUACCGUCCAGGAGCCUGGCAGAGACAAACAUAAAGUUUCUCUGGAAGAGGGCAUAUCCGUCCUACCCUCAGGAAAUCAGUCCCCUGCAAGUCAUUUUCAAGGGCAGUAACCUGUCAAAAACAACCAGGGCACACAAGGAAACAUAAGUAGCCAAAAUAAGGAACUCCGUUAACAUAUUGGCAGCAGACUGGAUUUAGCAGAAGAGAGAAUUGGUGAGUCAGAAGAUAAUUUAGAAGAAAUUUCCUGAAUACUGCACAGAGAGACUGUUACUAGUCAGGGUUCUCCAGAGAAGCAGAGCCAGUAGCAAGCACAUACAUAUAGCUGUAUAGGAAGGGGUUUACAAGGAGGGAUUCACUCACCUGCCUGUGGAGCCUCAGAAGCCCCACAGUCUGCCAUCUGCAGGUGGCAGCCCAGGAAAGCUGGUGGUUUAGUCCCAGUCCAAAUCCAAGGGCCUGGGAACUGGAGGUCUGAGAGUGUAAGUCUCAGUCCAAGUCCAAAGGCCCGAGAACCAGAAGUGCCGAUGUUGAAGAGCAGAAGAGAAUGGGUGUCCCAACUCAAGCAGAGAGCGUAUUUGCCCUCCGUCCGUGUUUUUGUUUAGCUCAGACCGUCAACAGAAACCCACCUGCAUUGGUGAAGAUGAUCUUCCUUAUUCAGUCUACCAUUUUAAAUGCUCAUCUCUCUGGAAACACCCUCACAGAUACACCCAGAAACAAUAUUUUACCAGCUAUCUGGGCACCCUUUAGCCCAGGAAGUUGACACAUCAAAUUAAUCAUCACAGAGACAAUGGUAGAGACUACAGGUUUAGAAGAGAGUAAGGGUUAUGGCCGAUACAACAGAUCUGAUAGGAGUCCUUAAAGAGGAGAGAACGGCUGAAACUUUUCCAGAAUUGACGAAAGACACCUAUCCAUAGAUUAGAGGGCAGCAAAUCCCAAAUUGGAAUAACGAAAAGAAACACAAACCUAGACACAUAGAGAAAAUUCCGAAAAGAAAUUUAACAACAGAUUAUCUUCAGAAGAGUAUCUGGCUUUUUAAUAACAUUAGAAACUAGUGGAACGAUGUACCCAAUGUGCUAAAGAACAUAACUGCCGAUCUAGACGUCCACACACACUGAAAAUGGUUUUCAAGGAUGAAGGAGUUGAAAUAAAGACACUUAAAAAAAAGCAAAAUUCAGCAAAUCAUCACUAAAGAAAUGCGUCAGGUAGACAUAAAGUGGGCGCAGAUGGCAGGUCUAAUAUACACAGAAGAAUGAGGAGCAAAGGUAAACAUGAACAAAUGUGGACAAACAUUGCUUGUAUGAAAGAGUAGGAGCUUAUUAAAACAAAGAAGUAAAACAUCAGACAGUAUUUGUAAAUUACAGAAUGGAAAAUGAAGUUAAAGUGUUCUAAGAUCCUUCUCUUGUCCGGGAGGAAGUCAAGGUUUUGUUUAGACUUUGGCUCAGUAGAUGAAGGCGUUACUGAAGGCUUACCUACACUUCAGAGCACUUCCAGCACUAAUGCUCACACAGAGGAUGAUGACCGAUUGGAAAAUGCUCAGUAUCCCUACCAACUCUACAUUGCUCCUCCCACCAGCAGCACAGAACGACCAGGUCCAAAUGGUCCAGACAGACCUUUUCAGUGUCCCACCUGUGGGGUGCGAUUCACCCGUAUUCAGAACCUGAAACAGCACAUGCUCAUCCACUCAGGAAUUAAACCAUUUCAGUGUGACCGCUGUGGGAAAAAGUUCACCAGGGCUUACUCGCUAAAGAUGCAUCGCCUAAAGCAUGAAGGUAAACGCUGUUUCCGGUGCCAGAUAUGUAGUGCCACUUUCACUUCCUUCGGGGAAUAUAAACACCACAUGAGGGUUUCCCGGCACAUUAUCCGCAAGCCUCGGAUUUACGAGUGCAAAACAUGUGGCGCCAUGUUCACCAACUCUGGGAAUUUAAUCGUGCACCUGAGGAGUCUGAACCAUGAAGCGUCAGAGCUAGCAAACUACUUCCAGAGCAGUGAUUUCCUAGUACCGGACUACUUAAACCAGGAGCCGGAAGAUACCCUUGUUCAAUAUGACCUUGGAGAACACAGUUUUGAAAGCAGCUCCUCUGUUCAGAUGCCUGUGAUUUCACAGGUCUCCUCGACCCAGAAUUGUGAAAGCAGUUUUCCUUUGGGGUCUCUUGGUGAGCUGGCAGAAAAAGAGGAAGAAAUGCCAGACCAGCCAAAGACCAGUGUUUGUGCCGAGGCAACCAGAGAUGACCCCCCAAAAUCAGAGCUGUCUUCUAUAACUAUUGAGUAAUUUCUUGUUCGGGCUUCAUUUUUGAUUUUUGGAAAGUGCCUGUGCUUGGUCUUGUACAUUUAAAUUUAAUUUAAUUUUUUAAAUGAAAAAAGGGUUUGCGGAAGAAUUUCCCUUUUUAUUUUGUAAGCCCUGCAAGUGGUGUUUUAUUUUUCAUGAUAGAGAGAUUGCUUCUGUAAGUGCACAAUGAUGUGAUGUUGAAACAUAAUAGAAACCUUGAUACUUAAGGAGAACCAGUUGACUUAAAAAAACUUGUAUCAGUUUCCUCUUCUGUUGUUAAGAGUAGGCUAACAACAGAUCAUUAGGUGAAAAAGAAAUCAGAUGAUUAUUAACCUUCCUGAGAUGAAAGGAUACAACAGAAACAAAUGACUAAAUGAAUUUGGCAAAUGACUUGAGUAGAUGUUUACUCCUGUUCACAGGAUAUUUUACAGUCUUUUGUAAAGCCUGUUGUUUUGGAAGUAUUUAUGGUAAGCUUUCUUAAAAAUUAUUAGGGUAUAUACUUGUGAAAUCCAAAGUAUUCUUUUUUUUUUUAAAGCUUUGUCAUUACGAUUUUUCAUGGUGAAAAUCUGGUAUUGGGAUAGGUACUCCCUGUACCUCUGUGUAGUACCACUGCUCGACGUGAUCUUUCUUCUAUGAAAGAAGGCAAAGAACCACGGUCGAGAAUAGUCAAGCGUGCGUAACAGGAAAGGAGAGCACAGUAUGUGAACCUCAGCUUCUUAGGGACUCUUACAUACUGCUUUUCUGGCUGAAAUUGUUGUUUGCCUGGUCUUUGAAUGUUAACGCCCGGCUAAGUAAGUCAUUGCCUGAAUCCGUUUCGUCUUACCCCAUCAGCAGCACUUUCUCUUGCCUAUACUUGGCCUGAUCCCAUAAAAAGGAAAAAAUACUGGAGAUGUUCUAUAUUUUAUAUAUAGGUUGUUGUAUUGUUUGGGGAUGUUUUGGACAAAAUAAAGACUUCUCUGUUAAGGCUACAUUCUUAACCCAACUGAGAUUGUUUACAAAAAAACCCACAUGACAGCGAUACAUUGUCCUUGUUCCAAAAUAUUUUUGGACGUUGCCAAAUAUCUUAUUAAAAGCAGUUACUAUAGUUUUUACACACUGUAAGCAAUAAAGUAGAAGAUAAAAAGAGGCUAUAAAAUGAUGAUCUAUAACUCAAAUCUGAGGGGAGAAAAAGAAUUAAGGCUAGAGAAAAACUAAAAAUUUUAAAUUAAUGAAUAUUACCUCUUUUGCUGCUGAGAAAAAAAAAAAAACUUCCUGGGUUACAGUUGAAAUAUACAAGAUACUCUGGACUGGAGUGUACGUUUUCUCUGGUGCCGUUAAAGCAUCUCUGACCUUGAUCCUAAAUAUUCAUGAGUCCACGAACAGUGAACUUUGGAGUAACUUUUUUUCUGCGUAUAUACCCAAAGUUUAAUAAUUAUGAAAGCACCUGAUUAUAGAUGAGAAAAAGAAAGAAAAUACAGUUUCUUACUCAAAACACAAGAUCUCAAUUUUGGGUGCUAGACCUUAAUAAUAAAAUAUAUUUUUAAGUUACAGUUAUUUAAUUGUUUCAUUUUUUAAUUGGCUAAUUCUGUAAUUUAUUUUAUCCCCUACAAAUGUAAAGGAAGGGAUGUGAACUCAUUGAAGACCUUUAGAUUGAUGUUCUUUCCAUAUUCUGCUGUUUUUAACUUGCUUCUGAGUCCGUUUCUCACUCAUGACCUGUUUUUCCCUCUUUGCUCCCAGACUUAGGUGUAGUGCUUUCGGGAGAACUAACACAUGCAGGUCGUGACGGCCUUCCACCAUUUACACUUCUUCACUCUAAGAGGUGGAAUUACCGCAACUGUGAGACUUGUUAGUAGCGGUGCUGCUGUGUCUCAGCUGGAAAUGUCGGAAAUUUUUAAUUCUGAUGUCAUAUAGAUUCUUUGAAAACUAUUAUGCCUACCAGUAGUUAAAUCUCAAAGUUAAUUUUAAAAUCUUAGAUGGACAAGACAAAGAGUAGGUAAAAUUAUGAUCAGGAGUCAUUGUUGCCCUCAGUUCUAAGAGUUAUUUUUUAAAAAGAAGGAAGGAAGGAAGAAAAGAAGGAAAGAAAUUGGGUUAAUGAGAAGAACUACAUCAGAACUAUUUGGGGAUUUGCUGGUUAAAAGUGUUUUUAGCACACCCCCGUCCUGAGAAUUUUGCAUUAAUAGGGUCCUCCACAAUUUUGGCAGCUCUGAGGUGUUCUCUGUUCUCAGAAUACCAUCAAUGGCUAUUUUUUUCCGAAUGGAAACUUAAGAUUUUCAUUGGUCAUUACAAAUUACACAGAUUCCGAGUUUUAUGAAACAUUUGAAUAUACCGUGAAAAUGCCUGUUGGUUGGCUGUCUGCUCCCCAAAUCUUAUCAGUACAGUACUUAACAUAUGAUAUUUCAGUGAGACUCUACAAUUUCCUUGAUACACAGUUUAAGGAUAUUUAGCUUAUGGAUCUGUCUUAGGAAACUAAGCUACAAGGGAUAAUUGUAUAUAUAGUUAUUUAGAUUUAUUUAAAAUUCGUCUAAGAGAAGGAUGCUUGGCUGUAUAGUUUUUACCAGAAUAUGGGAAAACAUUGCAAAGAGAUGAAAACCAGUUACAUUAUCCCACCCACUAGAAAUUGCCAGUGUAACUAAACAAAAAAUUCCAGUUUAGAACACUUUAGCAUAGCUGUCUUUCUUAAAGGCCCAAGGGGGUAACUUUGUGAUAUUUAAAGGGCUUAAAUUUUAGGAUGCAGGAUAAAUUGCCUUUUUAAACCAAGUAUUUUAUAUAAGAAAAGCACUUAUUUUUCAUUAUAAAACUACCGAGUAGGUGUGAUAGACAUACGUUAGACGUGAGCAGAGACGUUUGCUGUGUUACAGCUCCUGUGGUCAUUCUUUGCUUCAUUAAGGGUGUCUUCUAACAGUGGGAGCAUCCAGCAUGUCAGUGAUCGUAGUCGCUCAGAAACAAAAUCGUUAAUAUUGGGGUUUUUUGAAUUUUAAGUUUUCGAGAUAGGGAUGCAGAUGGUGGUCAUCACCCACAGAUGUAUUUAAAUGGGUAUUUCCUACUUUGAACUUAAAAUAACCUUAAUUCUUAUUUUAAAUAAUUAGUUAUAUAUUUAGUUACAUUGCCAGUUUUUAAAGUUCUCAAUUUCAGUGAGACAAAGUAUACUAAAAUGUUUAAAUAGCCUCAUUCAAUCCUACAUUUUAACAUUUCAGCAACCGUUCUGACUUGCAGUAAUUUGGUUCCAUGUUAUAACACAUGCCCUUUGGUUUUAAAAACUUAACAUUUUGUUAAAAUAUUUUACCAAGAGGAAUGAACUAGUCAGCACAUCUAAUACGCACUCAUCGUUGGUAACUCUGUUACCUUCUAACCACUGAGCCAGUCUCUCCCGAUGUAGAAGUGGUUCCCCGGGAGCCUUUAGAAGCUGUAUGAACUCUUUAAGUCUUUUAUCUCUUACUAUUUUUUAUUCUCAUACUUAAUCUAAAUAGAGGCCAGUUGUCUAGUUUAGUGGCUUCUAUUUUGAAGAUUCUCAGAUCAUGUUUUAGUUUCUUUUAGCUUUGUAGCCCCUGAAAAUUGCAUUGCUGUAUAAUAUAAUGGCAGUUUGUACUAGUGUACCACAUGGAGAGAAUUACUCUUAUUACGUGAUGAAUGAUGAUAUUGUAACUGAAAGGAGAUUUGAGGAAUUGAGAAGAAUUAGAAACUUUCAUGUGGCACUCUUAUUUUGACUCAUCUGCAAACUGUGAAGUUACAGCUCUGGACUAUGCAUGCAAAUGAGGGAAAAUCAUUUUCUAAAUAUUAUAUUAAUCGAGAGGGAAAAAAACUAGUAAAGUUCACUUUUGGAAGUGACCCAAAGUUGCUAAAAGGUAGUAAAUGUGGUUUUCACUAUUAAGUUAUUGGCUUAAGAUGAUUUGUUUAUAAUAUAUUUAGAUUUUGAAAGUUCCUGAGAAAGAAUGUGUACAAACUAGAUUUCCUCUUCUGAAUCAGUGGAGCAGAACUGAGGGGUUCUCUAUUACAGUAAACAUGUCUAUGAGGAACGCUUAUAGCUAAGCAUACUCCGACAGGCUUUAAGCCCAGUUCGUGAAAAUUUAAAUUAUUACUUAUUUUGCCUAUACUCAUUUUUAUCUUGCAGUGUCAUUUUUGCUUGACAGAAUGUUGGUUACUUAGGAUACUUUUAUGUGGAGGUUCCUCAGCAAGACAGAUUUGCCAAAAGCAAUAAUGGUUCAGGUGAAACAGUGAAGUGGAAUUGAACCAAUCUGUAGGUCCAGCUAAGGUGAGCAGGCGUUCUGUGGGUAUUUCAUGUUUAGAUGAUAAAUACGUAGAGAUUUAUGAUGGGGAGUUAAGCCUGUGUCAGACUGUGGGAUGAAGACUCUUAGUGGCAUGAUAGUUGUACUUUUUUUUUUAACUUCAUACUCAACUACUACAGUUAGAUAUUUCUACUAUGUCAUGGUGAUUAUAUUUUUAUGAUAGAAAAAAAUGGCUAGUUCUUUGUCUUUACAAAUAGUCUCUGCAGAGAUGUUAGGAGACAACGUUAUUGGCAUCUCAACUUGGCAGUAUCCGAAAACUAGACUGCAUUAAAGUGCUUACGCUGCUUCACUCACGUAGCUCCCUUGCACAGCGGCCAGGCCAGUUCCAGUUCAUGCCAAGGUUUCUAUGUACGUAAUAGUUUACAAAGAAUUUAAGAGUUCAGACCAAGACCACUGGUUCAAAACAACUGUUUUUUAAUUUUUUUAAACUUAAAAUUUUUAAAUUUCAGUUUGAAGUGCCUGGUUUAUAAAAUCAAAUUCUUUGAUUAUUGCCUUUCUCUUUUAAAUGUCUAAUUUUGCUGAUUAAGCUUAAAGCCCUGGGCUCAAUGUAAUGAUUUAUUGAUAAAAUUGCUGCUUGAUGGUUUGAGGGCCUACAGUGUCAUGACUUUUAUUAAAUUGUCCUUGUUUUCCCAAACACCAGUCUAAUCAUAUCCAGAUUUCAUUAUUCAAUUAAAUAAGUUUAAAACUCAUCCUGUAAAUGAAUGUCGAGGUUACCAAAGUGUAUCACCUGGUGAGGAAGGAUAAAUCUUCCCUUCGUUAAGAGGAGCCAUCAUCUCCUCUAAACACACGCUGUUUCCUUGGUACUAGUGGGAGCUGUGUUCACUUAAAGAUGGGAAGCCUUUUGUGCAGUUCCCAGAAAGACCUGCUUUUUCUAGAAAGAACCUUUUCUAUGACUAGGUUAGAAGUGUGUUUUCUUAAAGAGCUUUCUUUUAUUUCAGUUACCAGUUUAGUUUUCAAGCUGACACAUGCUGUGUAAAGUCUCUCAUACUGAGAGUAAGUAGUCCACUAAACUAUUGCAAGUUGCACUGCUGUUCAUCUUUUCAGGUGCCUGAAGUGAAUGCCAUCAGGUAUUUGGAAGGAGCAAGAUCGUAAGCUGUGUUCAUUUUCUUCCUUACACAAAAUGAUGGCUUCUAAUGCUUUUAUUAUCGAGCUGUUUUUAAAGAAGAAGUCUCUAAUAGAGCGGAGUCUGGUUUUGAUGCAGGUCCCAGUAACAUAGCUGGCCUUGCAGUUGUUGUUGGUGCCUCCCUCGCAUCAGGUAGAGGUUGCCUGCCUCUCUGUAAGGCGCCCUUGUGGCACCUUACGUCCAGUGGGAAGAUGGUAUGUGGCUUCCUUUUGCCUCUGCUAUCUUCUCAAAAGCCAUUUUAUAAAAAUCCUAGGUAGCCUAUUUUAAUAUUUAAAUAUAUAUAUUUGUGAGAGGUAAUUCUAGAACAGACUUUUUUUUAACUUUAAAAUUCCUGUAUUCCCAUUUUUAAGAGUAAAUUUAAACUUUCCAGGAUCAGAACUUUUUUUUUUCCACAGCAACAUAAUGAAAAAGUCAAAUUGAGUUAAUGGACCAUAAUUCAGUGAGAGAAGAAAUUGAUGUCUGGUUAAAGGAAACAGAUGUGAAGGGGAAAAAAUUGUUUUGAUGUAACAGAAAUGAAUUUUUAAAUAAAAUUGUUUUUGUUCCUGAAAUUUCA